AUGUCUGGAAACUGCUGUUCGAGGAAGUGUCCCUCCGUGCCAGCCAUCUCUCUCUGCUCCAGUGAUGUCACCUGUGGAGGGCCAGUCUGCUUGCCCAGUUCCUGCCAGACCCAGACGUGGCAACUGGUGACCUGCCAAGAUAGCUGCGGCUCAUCCGGCUGUGACCCACAGUGCUGCCCGCCCUCCUGUUCCAUGAGCAGCUGUGUGCAGCCCAUGUGUAACGUCACCAUCUGCGAGCCUGCCUGCUCCGUGAGCAGCUGCCCCCAGCCUGUAUGCUGUGAUGCCACCCCUUGUGAGCCCUGCUCCGUGAGCAGCUGCCCCCAGCCCAUGUGCUGUGAGGCCACCCUGUGUGAGCCCUGCUCCGUGAGCAGCUGCCCCCAGCCCGUGUGCUGUGAGGCCACCCUGUGUGAGCCUUCCUGCGUGAGCAGCUGCCCCCAGCCCGUGUGCUGUGAGGCCACCCUGUGUGAGCCUUCCUGCUGCCAGCCUCUGUGCUGUGAGCCUUCCUGCCAGCCAAUCAUCUGCAUGCCUGCUACCUGCCAGACCUUCCUCUGCAAGCCCAUCUGUGAGCCCAGCUGUUGUCCAUCUGUCUGUGCUGUGCCCAGUUCCUGCCAGGCAAUGAUCUGUGAGCCUGCCUGCUGUCAGCCGGUGUGCCCCACCCCAAGCUGCUGUUCAUCUGUCUGCUCCAUGGCCAACACCUGCCAGCCUGUCUGCUGUGACUCCAGUCCUUGUGAACCACCUUGCUCAGAGCCCAGCAUCUGCCAACCAGCGGCCUACAUGGCUCUGAUGUGUGAGCCCGUCUCUGUCUGCUGUGUUUCCAGCCCUUGCGAGUCUUCUUGUGAUGACACUACUUGCCAAGAGCCCCCAUGCUGCAUCUCCAGCAUCUGCCAGCCCAUCUGCCCUGAGCCCAGCCCCUGCCCACCAAGUGUCUGCGUGCCCAGCCCGUGCCAACCCACCUGCUACAUAGUCAAACGCUGUCAGUCCAUCUCGUGUGAGCCCGUCCCCUGCCCAUCUAGCCCCUGCCAACCUCUCUGCUGCCGCCCAGGGUCUUCUGCCUCUGCCAUCUGCCAACCUACUUGCACUAGGACUUUCUACAUCCCCAGCUCCAACAAACAGCCUCGUAUGCCCUCAGUUCCCUACCGCCCGUUCGGCCGUCCAAUCUGCUCUGGACCCAUCACCUACAGGCAGCCAUACGUGACGUCCAUUUCCUUCCGCCCUGCCUGUUACCGCCCCUGUUAUUCCAUCCUGCGCCGCCCUACCUGUAUCACUUCGGUCUCUUACCGCCCGGUCUGCACCCGCCUGACUAAUGCUGACUCCUGUAAGCCAGAAAUCAAGCCAUCCGUCUCCAGCCAAUCUGACUGUGCUGACUCCACACCCUGCAAGGGGGACGUCCCUGAAGUCAAUCCUGGCCAGUGUCCCGAUGCCAAACCUGCGAGCCCAACCACCUGUGAGACCACGAAGGGCCAGCCAGCUCCCACUAAGUCUGCAGACUGCUGA
Condylura cristata (star-nosed mole) is the source of this 1494-nucleotide messenger RNA. Its product is annotated as keratin-associated protein 16-1. NCBI's taxonomy places the organism in Eukaryota, Metazoa, Chordata, Mammalia, Eulipotyphla, Talpidae. The record is from RefSeq and is a predicted model, not a curated record. The transcript has a single exon. Bases 1 to 1494 code for a protein of 497 amino acids. Gene Ontology annotation, cellular component: keratin filament.